Papaver somniferum (opium poppy) is the source of this 1929-nucleotide messenger RNA. Its product is annotated as ubiquitin carboxyl-terminal hydrolase 4-like. The transcript is spliced from 6 exons. The coding region runs from base 338 to 1474 and encodes 378 amino acids. The record is from RefSeq and is a predicted model, not a curated record. Gene Ontology annotation, biological process: protein deubiquitination. Gene Ontology annotation, cellular component: nucleus; cytosol. NCBI's taxonomy places the organism in Eukaryota, Viridiplantae, Streptophyta, Magnoliopsida, Ranunculales, Papaveraceae. Gene Ontology annotation, molecular function: cysteine-type endopeptidase activity; cysteine-type deubiquitinase activity.
CAUCCGUUGUCUAGUCAAACUGUUUUUGGAAAGAGAAGAACGGGAGAGAUUGAUAUUUGAGGGAUGAGAGGAGAAACAAAUCCGAUUUUCUUUUUACAAAAACGCUAAAAAAUUUCAUUUUUUUUUUCACUUCGUUGUUUAAUUUAAUCAUUGAUAAUAAAUUACUGUCUUUCCUCGUAAAUCCUUUGAUAUGAUUAAGAAAACCCUAAAUUUAGUAAUCUAAUUCAGAUUUUCAUCAGAUUAUUAUUGUUGUAAGUAGAAUCCUAAAUUAACAAAAGUGAAGAAGAAAAAAGAGAUUGAAGGAGGAGGAUUUUGGGGUUUGGUUAGAACAGUAGUCAUGGGGGCUGCUGGUUCUAAGCUUGAGAAAGCUUUAGGUGAUCAGUUUCCUGAAGGUGAAAGAUAUUUUGGUCUUGAGAAUUUUGGGAAUACUUGCUACUGUAACUCCGUUUUACAGGCGCUCUAUUUUUGUGUUCCUUUUCGUGAACAGUUGCUUGAAUAUUAUGCAAAUAACAAAAAUCCUGGUGAUCCAGAAGAGAACCUUUUGACAUGUUUGGCAGAUUUGUUCACUCAGAUAAGCUCACAGAAGAAGAAAACUGGUGUCAUUGCUCCAAAGCGCUUUGUUCAGAGAGUGAAGAAGGAAAAUGAGCUAUUCCGCAGCUACAUGCACCAGGACGCGCAUGAAUUUUUGAACUUCUUGCUGAACGAGCUUGUUGACAUACUCGAGAAAGAGUCACGCGCUGCCGCUGCCAAGAAUUCUCCAGAAACUUCUUCACCACCUGAAAAGACUGCAAAUGGUCCAAAGAGCUUGCAGGUCAAUGGUGUUCACAGAGAACCUUUGGUCACCUGGGUUCACAAAAAUUUUCAGGGGAUAUUGACCAAUGAGACAAGGUGCCUACGGUGUGAGACAGUAACCGCAAGAGAUGAAACAUUUUUAGACUUGAGUCUUGACAUCGAACAAAACAGUUCCAUCACGAGUUGUCUAAAAAAUUUUAGUUCCACGGAGACAUUGAAUGCUGAGGAUAAAUUCUUCUGUGACAAGUGCUGCAGUCUGCAGGAGGCUCAAAAGAGAAUGAAAAUUAAAAAGCCACCUCAAAUCCUUGUUAUCCAUCUAAAGCGCUUCAAGUACAUUGAGCAACUCAGUCGAUACAAGAAACUGUCUUAUCGUGUUGUUUUUCCGUUGGAGCUGAAGUUGAGUAAUACAGUAGAGGAUGCAGAUUCGGAGUACUCUCUAUUUGCUGUGGUUGUUCAUGUAGGAAGUGGGCCAAACCAUGGACAUUACGUAAGUCUUGUGAAGAGCCACAACCAUUGGUUAUUCUUUGAUGACGAGAAUGUAGAAAUGAUUGAUGAGUCAGCAGUUCAGACAUUCUUUGGGUCAGCGCAGGAAUACACAAGCAACACAGAUCAUGGGUAUAUAUUAUUCUAUGAAAGGGUUGGUACUACUACAACGUCUACAACUAGUUCUAGCCAGACAUGAGAGGUGUGAAGAAUUGGUCAAUUUGGCGAUGUUUGUAUUCUCUUGGUUCUUUCUUUUGAGCAGAGGUGGUGUUUUUCUUAUCUCCAUAUAUAAAAUCUUCCAGUCUCUUAUACUGCUUCCCUUGUUUACCCUCCCAUUUUGUUAUAUAACAUGUGGGAUUAACUCUGAAAGUCUAGAUGAUCAGAAGAGAUGUGAAGAUCAAAAUAGAGAAGAAGAGAUUCAUUGAAGCUAUUGCUGGUUGUCGAUCUAUGUACAGUUGUGGAUGGUAGUGGAGAAGCUCACUGUCCUUUAUGUGUACCCCUACAAUAAGAAACCAGAAAGAAAGGGUGUAAAAGUUUGGUCUUGAGAGAGUUGGACCAUGCAAUUUUUAUUCUCUUUUGUCUUUCACUCUUGAGAUUAAACUCUAUUACAUGACUUACAUUUCUUCAAAGUUUGAAGUUCCUUCUUCUUUUUUA